Molecule: messenger RNA, 2280 nt
Organism: Guillardia theta CCMP2712
Lineage: Eukaryota; Cryptophyceae; Pyrenomonadales; Geminigeraceae
Exons: 10
Coding region: 1-2280 (759 amino acids)
Molecular function (GO): protein binding
Source: RefSeq, a predicted model, not a curated record
AUGACAGUGGUCGAUGCGAUGGAGGGAGGAUGGGGCGAGGGGAGGCUGAGGAGGCGAUGCAUGCUGCUGGGGAUGAAGGCAGAGCGGUCAGUUGACAGAAGACUCUACUUCAUCCAGGGCGAGCUCCUCCACCGAUCCUUCGUGCUACGGGAGCCCUUGUGGGUGGGGAUGACUUUGAGAGUCUGCCUACACAACAGGGACGAGCCAAGGGGGACAGGUAGUAGCGAGGAGGUAGGAGAAGUGACGUCUCAGCUUGCGGAUGACGUUGAGUGGGAUGAGUGGGACUUGCAGUGGGAGGUGGGCGAUGGGAGCGCUCGCUGCAUCAAGGAGAUAUGGAAGCUGCCGUCCUCAGUUCAUCUUGCGCGAGAGGGUAGCCUGAGUCAGGCCGCAUUGAUGGCGGAGCGAGAAGUCAUGACCCAUGUCGCUGCUCUUCAUCACUCGCCAACGCUCCUUCCCCUCGUGCGGCAGAGAAUCUCCUUCCUCCUGAACGCUGCUGCUCUCGAGGUGUCCGAAGAGAGCCUGGAUGAAAGUGUCCCUCUGCUGCUGCGCGCGGAGGAGCUGACGAGACACUCGAGCGGGAAGGACAGUUGCUGUCUCUGUGAGCAAAGGACUUCCAGGAGAAGGAAGACCACCACCUGCAGGAGGACGCGAUUGAGGAUCUGGACGCUUGUGAACCUGGCGGACAUUUUUAGGAGGAAGGGACUGCUGGCAUCGUCCAAGAAGCACCUGCAGCAGGCAGUGGAGAUGACGAUCGAGUCAGGAGAAGGAAAGAUCUGCUCCUGCCUCCCCUCCGACCGUGCCUCUGUCUUGAUCAACCAGGCCUCGUUGCUGAUCACGAUGAGAAACUACGAGGACGCUCUCCGCUGCUGCGAGAAGGCGCUCUACGACCUCAAGGCCGAGUGGCUCUGGGCCAAGGGCUCGCUGCUGAUUCUUGGACAAGAAGACCUGCAAGUUCCUGAGAGCGUGAAGCCAACGCUCGACCUGACGAUCCUGACGGACCUGACCGUCUGCAUGUACAACGCGGGAAUAUGCCACGAGCAGCUCUUCCUCCCAGACGAAGCACUGCAGAACUUCUCCUACUGUCUUGCUCUGCUGCGGAUGCUGCCGAGGUGGCAUCCCUUCAAGGACUACCUGGAGAAAGUUCUUCCGGGAAAGGAGGCGAUCGCAACGCAGAUGCGAAGGCUGCAGGAGCAGCGACUUUCUCGUACGCCUGAGAAGCAGGCAAAGAAAUCCUCAAGGCUCGUGCAUUUCCAGGAGGAGCAAGCAGCAGCCGACUUCAUCGACGUCGUGAAGGACGCGAGCUCGUAUGAAGGCGGGCCGCACCGGAUGGAGCUGAUGAGGACUUGCUCUCUUGGCACUGCGACUUGUCCUCGCCCAUGCCCUUCGAUCGCUCAUCCGUUCCCAUCAAGACGACUAGGACGCGACCAGGACAGCCCCGUCGUCGGCCGCAGGAGGAAGGAGAAGGAAGGGGAAGAUUGCAGGGAGGAACGGGGGGGAGGAAAGGAGGAGGGGAGAGGAGUACAGCAGGCGGCGGGUAGAGCACAGAAGGAAAGGAGGGGAGUGCUGGGGAAGGAAGAUGAAGGCAAGAAAGCGUCAGGAGAGCAAGAGCAUACAACAGGCAAGGGGAUGGUGGAGCAGCGGGUGAACGGACAAGUGGAGGAAGAGGAAGAGGAGGAGGAGGAGGAGGAGGAGGAGCAGCAGCAGCAGCAGACAGGGGAAGAAAUUGAUGUCGACUAUGUCGAGCAGGGGGACGCUGGAGAUGAGGACAAGUACUUGCGCAGCAGUGAACAUCGGCAUAUGUCGCCGAGGGUAACGAGGGGAGGGAUAGCAGAUAGAAGGAUCGAAGAACAGCUGGCGAGUAGCUCGCUGCUCCAUGGAGCCGCCGCCAUAAUUCAGUGCUCUUACCGCACGCAUCGCGCGCGAGUUGAGACGCGGUGGAUCUUCUGGAUGAAGUUUGCAUGCAAGAUCCAGGUUGACUCUUUUUGCACAUCUCCUGUCAACUCUCUAACCUUUUGCUUCUUCUGCAUCCCCUCCUUCUUACCUGCUCUCCUCGACCUCGACCUUCUCCUCCUCCCUCAGGCUGCGUACAGGUGCCACGUAGCUCGACUAGAGCUUCACAGGAUGAGUCUCAGCCGCCGAGCGACACCAGCUGAGACCUCGCGGCCAGUCUCAGGGACCGUCCGGCUGCUCCGGGAGUUGACCAGGAGGAAGCGACAGCUCGAGCAUCUGAGGGCCCUGCAGGAGCCUGAGGGGGAGCCUGAUAUUCUGAUAUGCCAGUGA